This is a messenger RNA of Theileria annulata, 993 nucleotides long. RefSeq lists its product as uncharacterized. The record is from RefSeq and is a predicted model, not a curated record. NCBI's taxonomy places the organism in Eukaryota, Apicomplexa, Aconoidasida, Piroplasmida, Theileriidae. Gene Ontology annotation, biological process: negative regulation of ribosome biogenesis; negative regulation of translation. Gene Ontology annotation, molecular function: ribosomal large subunit binding. The coding region runs from base 1 to 993 and encodes 330 amino acids. The transcript is spliced from 5 exons.
AUGUAUAUUCUUAAUAAUAGUUUGGUGUGUGUUAAAAGUAUUUGUAAAUUUUUUAUUCCUAGGGGAACAUACUCGCGGAAGGCUCUGUGUAAAUUUAUUUCUGAUUCCAUAAAUAUAGAUGUUUCUGAUAGAUUUAGGAACUUGAAUACUUCAGAAUUUCAAAAAACUGAAAAUGAAGGUGAAUUUUUGGCUCCCGAUACUAACACAUCGAAAAAAUCUGUAAAAAAUGAUAUUAACUGUUCCUUGGAGGAUUAUUCAUUUGAAAAUGUAGAAUCCGCUCUUAUGCAGUUUGUUCCUGAAUACAUAUCAUCAGCUGAUGAGGAUAAAACAACAUUCAUGACUCCUGGCCAGGCUUUUUUCCUUGAAAAUAAGGAAAAAUUGAUGGAAACCGUUAAAAGAAGAUACUAUGAAGAGAAGAAUAAAGCCAAAUAUCAAGAAAAAUACGACGACGAACAUGAUGAAACAUUCUCUUCACUUCUAGAAUACGAUUUCAAUGAGGAGUCCUUUGGCUCUUACGGGGAUGAGUUUAUCCCACCCAGGAAUAAACAACAGCUCUGGGACUACAAUUCAACUUCAGUUUGCCUACAUAAAGAACCAAUUGAACUGACUAAAGGAGUAAUGCCAAACAUUAAUCAAAUUGUGGAUAUUUUACAAAGGGAACAAAUUUUUAACAUAUCAGUGAUGGAUUUGGAUAAAUAUGAGAGGAGAGAUCAAGGACUUUAUGUAAUACUGGGAACGGGAACAACUUCUGCUCAUUGCAGGCGUGUUGGAAGGAUGUUGUAUAAUAUAAUAAUUGAUUUGGAGAUCCCAUUUGUUUCAAAGGUAUCGUAUUGCUGUAAUUCCAGAAACGACGAGUGGAUCAUUUCACACCUCGGACCCCUUUCGGUUCAUCUAAUGAUAAAGGAAACCAGGGACAAAUAUAGUUUGGAUGAAGUGUGGUCGGAACACUUUUUGACAAAAAAGGAUAUAUCGCAGGAACUUUUAGUGGAUUGA